UGCCGGUGCCGCGCCGCGGACUUGGAGCGCGGCGCCCCUCGCCUCCAGGCGGGCUUUUCCUCGGCCCCGAGGAGAACCCAACGCUCCUGGAAGGAUGGUGGCCCUUCAUUGGUGUCUGCUAUGGCUACUCUUACCAAUUAGCUCAAGGACCCAGAAGUUACCCACGAGAGAUGAAGAACUUUUUCAGAUGCAAAUCCGGGACAAAACAUUUUUUCAUGAUUCAUCAGUAAUUCCAGAUGGAGCUGAAAUUAGUAGCUACCUUUUUAGAGAUACUCCAAAAAGGUACUUCUUUGUGGUUGAAGAAGACAAUACUCCACUCUCAGUCACUGUGACCCCCUGUGAUGCACCUUUGGAGUGGAAGCUGACUCUGCAGGAGCUUCCAGAGGAGGGGAGUGGGGAAGGCUCAGGAGAUCCAGAACCUCUGGAGCAGCAGAAGCAGCAGAUCCUUAAUGAGGAAGGCACAGAGCUGUUCUCCUACAAAGGCAACGAUGUGGAAUAUUUUUUAUCUUCCAGUUCUCCAUCUGGUUUAUACCAGUUAGAGCUUCUUUCAACAGAGAAAGACACACAUUUUAAAGUCUAUGCCACCACAACUCCGGAGUCUGAUCAGCCCUACCCUGAAUUACCUUAUGACCCAAGAGUAGACGUGACCUCCCUGGGACGCACUACUGUCACGUUGGCCUGGAAACCAAGCCCCACGGCCUCUUUGCUAAAACAACCCAUUCAGUAUUGUGUGGUCAUAAACAAGGAACAUAAUUUUAAAAGUCUUUGUGCAGUGGAAGCAAAACUGAGUGCCGAUGAUGCAUUUAUGCUGGCACCCAAACCUGGUCUAGAUUUUAGCCCUUUUGACUUCACCCACUUUGGAUUUCCUUCCGAUAAUCUGGGGAAAGAUCGUAGCUUCCUCGCAAAGCCUCCUCCCAAAUUGGGACGGCACAUCUACUCCAGACCCAAGAUGGACAUUCAGAAAAUCUGUAUAGGAAACAAGAACCUCUUCACAGUCUCGGAUCUGAAACCCGACACACAAUAUUACUUUGAUGUCUUUGUGGCCAACACCAACACCAACAUGAGUACUGCUUACGUGGGCACCUUUGCCAGGACCAAGGAAGAAGCGAAACAGAAGACUGUUGAGCUCAAAGAUGGGAAGGUUACAGAUGUCUUUAUUAAAAGAAAAGGAGCAAAGUUUCUUCGGUUUGCACCAGUGUCCUCACAUCAAAAGGCCACCUUCUUUAUUCACUCUUGUCUGGACGCUAUCCAGGUCCAGGUGAGAAGAGAUGGGAAACUUCUUCUGUCUCAGAAUGUAGAAGGCAUUCGGCAGUUUCAGCUCAGAGGAAAACCAAAAGCUAAAUAUCUCAUUCGACUGAAAGGAAACAAGAAAGGUGCCUCCAUGUCGAAAAUUCUGGCGACCACAAGGCCUAGUAAACAGUCCUUUCCUGCACUGCCCGAAGACACAAGAAUCAAGGCCUUUGACAAGCUCCGUACCUGUUCCUCAGCCACUAUAGCUUGGCUGGGCACUCGGGAAAGGAACAAGUUUUGCAUCUACAAAAAGGAAGUGGAUGAUAAAUACAAUGAAGAUCAAAAGAAAAGAGAACAAAACCAAUGCCUGGGACCAGACACAAGAAAGAAAUCAGAAAAGGUUCUCUGUAAAUAUUUCCACAGUCAAAACCUGCAAAAAGCAGUGACCACAGAAACAAUAAAAGGUCUUCAGCCUGGAAAAUCUUACCUGCUGGAUGUUUAUGUCAUAGGACAUGGGGGCCACUCUGUGAAGUAUCAGAGUAAGGUUGUGAAAACCCGAAAGUUCUGCUAAUCGGCUUGCGUCCAGAGGUAUGACAGGACUCUACAAUAGACAUGAAAUCACUCUAAGGACAAGCUAACUACUCCCACAGCUGAAAGAAGUUGUGACUUGUAAUUGUGCCAUGGAAAGAAGGAUAUCAACUUGUGAAUAUCAAUGUUUAUAUAAGUCAUUGUCGGAGGAGACCUGUUCUCAUGUGCCCCAGUGGUACCUAGUGUAUGUCGGAUGCCCCUCAAUGUUAAAGAUAGACACAUCUUGAAGGAACUCCCAUUCCUUGCUUUGACCACUGCAUGUACUGCUUCUAAAUUAUUUUAUUUACUUAAACAUUAAAAAUAUGCCAUUCAUUGCACACACCCUCAAAUGCAAAUCAUUCUUCUCUAGAGAUGCUAGAAUAUAUAUAAAUUAUUUUAUAAAGUCUUGUUUUGUCAGUGUUUCUAUGAUUGUAAACUAUUAAAUUCUGUUCCUGUUAAAGCAAAGGUCUAAUCCUAAGUAUAUUAAGUGGACUGUCUUCUAGUCAGUUAUAUUGCUAUUGUAAAUUCUUACCUGUUGAGUAAAAUGUUUAAAUACUGUAUGUAUCUCAUGUACAAAAUUGGCAUACAUUAUACUCAUGUACAUAAAAUUAAAGAUAUUAGAUUAUAUACUGUU
Messenger RNA from Suncus etruscus (white-toothed pygmy shrew), 2431 nucleotides. It is a transcript of the gene NDNF, whose product is annotated as neuron derived neurotrophic factor. The record is from RefSeq and is a predicted model, not a curated record. Bases 95 to 1801 code for a protein of 568 amino acids. NCBI's taxonomy places the organism in Eukaryota, Metazoa, Chordata, Mammalia, Eulipotyphla, Soricidae. The transcript is spliced from 4 exons. Gene Ontology annotation, molecular function: protein binding. Gene Ontology annotation, biological process: extracellular matrix organization.